Messenger RNA from Rhizoctonia solani, 453 nucleotides. RefSeq names its product mitochondrial pyruvate carrier 1. The record is from RefSeq and is a predicted model, not a curated record. Gene Ontology annotation, cellular component: mitochondrial inner membrane. The transcript is spliced from 5 exons. Gene Ontology annotation, biological process: pyruvate import into mitochondria. NCBI's taxonomy places the organism in Eukaryota, Fungi, Basidiomycota, Agaricomycetes, Cantharellales, Ceratobasidiaceae. The coding region runs from base 1 to 453 and encodes 150 amino acids.
AUGGCCUCGACAUUCGUUAACUGGCUGAGGAGUCCCGCUGGACGAGAGUACUUUUUCAGCACACACUUCUGGGGCCCGGUAGCAAACUGGGGUCUCCCGCUCGCCGCGAUUGCAGACCUGACAGGCAAGGACGAGGAGAUGAUCUCCGGUACGAUGACAACUGCCUUGGCUAGCUAUUCAAUGGUAUUCAUGCGUUUUGCAUGGCGCGUGCAACCACGGAAUUACCUCCUCUUCGCAUGCCAUGCAACCAACGCUACUGCGCAGACCGCUCAGCUCGCUCGGUUCGUGAACUACUGGCACUUUGGGGGCCGAGAGAAGAAGCUCGGUCAACCAGGGGUGGCAGUCCAGGACGCAUUGUCCAAGGUUAAAGCUGGCGGACAGGCUGCGGCCGAGGCUACUAAAGCUGAAGCUGCCGGUGUGGUAGAAGCAGUUAAAAAAUCGGUGGGCAAGUGA